CAGGGUACCAGCAGUAAACAUGGCGGAGGAACUGCUGGAAACAGUGGAGAGACUUCAGUCCCGGCUCCUGGAGACUCCGGAGCCUCGAAAGCUGCUGAAGACUCUCAAAAGACUGGGGGAGCUCCCGAUGACCGUGGACAUACUGGUGGAAACUGGAGUGGGAAAGACUGUGAACUCUUUCAGGAAACAUGAAGCAGCGGGAGAGGUGGCGAAAAGCCUCGUAGCCAAAUGGAAGAAACUGGUUCCUCAGUCUGCAGACAGACCCAACAGUCACGCCAAAGAAGCCUCCCGGUCACAUGCACACUCUCGAGGCCACGAGGGCGGAGGAGGAGGAGGAGGAGGAGGAGGAGGAGGAGAAGGAGGAGGCCACCGACGUCCCAGAGACCCUUCACCUGAAGAGGAAGAGGAGGAGGAGCACUCCUACAUGGAGGUGGAGGAGGAGGAGGAGGAAGAGGAGAGGGGCUACCACACCAACUACUCCCCUUCGCCUCCUCAACACGAGCAGUACAGCCCCCCACACCCGGGAGGCUAUCAGUCCGAGGAGUUCGAGAGCCCCGAGCCCAGCCCUCCUCCUCCUCCGCCUCCGCCUCCUCCUCCCCGCAAAGACGUCCGCCACGUUAAACCCAACAAGGAGGCCGGCAGGAACCACCACAGCGACCGCAGCAGGGACGAGGAGCGGCGGCAGCGUCACGCUCAGGGUGGCGGCGACGCGAAGAAACGCAGCGGCGACAAAGACAGGCAGCAGAGUCCGGUUCUGAAGGCCGCCAAGCACAGCAGGAAGUCGAACACGCAGGACGGACGGAGGGAGGAGAAGAAGAAGGCCGGAGACGACGGGCGACCACGAGCGCCGAAGGACUCUCCGUCUAAGGAGGAGGAGGAAUACUUCGAGACGCCCACCAUGUCCUUCGAGUCCUUCCUCACGUACGACGCCCCGACGUCCGUCAAGAAGAAGAAGAAGCCGCUGCCGACGUCGUCGUCUUCGUCACACAGCCGACCGUCUCACUCCUCCUCCUCCACGUCGUCAUCCCAUCGCGCCCGAACGCCUCCGCCUGCGUCCUCCUCCUCUUCCUCCUCCUCUUCCUCCAAAGUGAACAAGGCCAACGGCGCUCAGGGCACCAAGAGGCCACAUUCAGGCUCAUCGGCAGCACCGACGCCGGAAAAACGCAAAAGGGAGAGACAGGUUGUCGAGGCGGUUCCGACUCUCCCUGAAUUCUCUCUGCCAGCGAUCCAGCCCAACUACAGACCUCUGCCCUCCAUCGACGUCACGCCGCUUUCUCCUCAGAGACGCAAAGUUCCCGUCUGCAACGAUGAGGAGGACGCAGGCUUCACAGGGAAGCGGUUCAACUCUAAGAUGGUGGUUUACUCCGGAUCCAAGACCUCCUACCUGCCCCGGAUGAUGACGCUGUACGAGCAGUGCAUCCGGGUUCUGCAGAACAACAUCGACUCCAUCGCUGAGGUGGGAGGAGUUCCGUUUGAGAUCCUGGAACCGGUUCUGGAGCGAUGUACUCCAGAGCAGCUGUACCGCAUCGAGCAGAGCAACCAGUGUUUCACAGAGGAUUCAGACGAGCUGUGGAUGCGUCACUGUCGGCGCGACUUCAAGCGAGAAACUCCUCAGGAGUACGAGUCGUGGAGGGAAAUGUAUCUGAGGCUGCACGACGAGCGCGAGGAGCGACUGAGGAUGUUAACCCAGAACAUCACGUCUGCACACGCCAACAAACCGAAAGGACGGCAGGUUAAGAUGGCGUAUGUCAAUUCUGUCGCCAAGCCCCCACGCGACGUUCGCCGCCGACAAGAGAAGUUCGGAACCACCAGUUCAUCGACAGCCGCCUCCACUGCAGCGGCAGCGCCCAUCAAAAUAAGGGCGCCCGCCACAGACUACUCGGGUGAAUCAAGCCGCUCCUCUUCCUCCCAACUCAACCCUUCGCCUGGAUCGUCUCGCUCUUCAGCACCGAGUGGAGGAGCAGCGGCAGCAGCAGGAGGUCACGCUGCCCGGGACAAACCACAGGUCAAAAAAAUCGCCCCCAUGAUGGCCAAAACUAUCAAAGCGUUCAAGAACAGAUUCUCCCGCCGAUAGUGUGAAAGAGACUGAAUGUAUUUCAUGAAUUCCAACUGUGUUUUUAAUUUAAGUUGAGUUAAAUUUUACUGGAAACCCUCCCCCCCCUGCACACACAACCCUCCUCCACUUUGAUCUCCACCCACCAAACACACACAUGAACUUUACAGUAUUGGUGGAGCAACGGUUGGCUUCUUCUUCUUCUUCUUCUCCUUCUUCCUCCUCCUUUGUUUUGUUUUUUUGUGGUGACUUCAGUGUCGGGGUGCCGUUAAUUAAGUAUUUAAAUCCUAAAUGACGGUCAAAUGGUUUGUGUUUAGAAAAACACGUCAAGAAAGAAAAAGGAAAAAAAGACAACUUUUUACGGAACUCACAAACACACAGUCUGUUACCUUUUCUUGUUUAUCAGGAGAUGAUUUUAAACAAACUCUUGCACAUUUUUGGGGGGGAUUUACUUGUUGCUCGGAGAUAUCAGAGAAGAUCAGUGUCUCGCUGUUUCACCCGCGGCUGGCUAACGUAGCUUAGCUCAAAGACUGGAAACAGAACCUUUAAACAUGUUAUUUAUUCUGUACUCACAAGUAAAGCAACAAAAAAAAACAAACAGCAAUUUGUAGAUUUACAGGGUUAUAAGCUCUUUGGUGAAGCAGCCAACCAAGAUGUAGUCGUAUGCAAGGUUUUUAAUUUUCAAUUUCACUUUUUAACGUUGCCCUUCAGUCGGUAUUUUUAGAUGUUUUCCAAUUUUUAAACCUGCUUUUGUCUCCCCCUUCUGGCAGUCAGGGUAAUUACACAAAUACUGUCAAUUUGUGCUUUUUAAAAAGUAUGCUGAUUGAUUUGGUUUUUAGACCGUAUUCCUUCCUCUGAACUCUGAGUUUCUUUUUUAUCUGCAGCCUCAGAAACUUUUUUCUACGUAGGCUUCAUCGUACUCUGAGUUACCGCGUCUCUCCUUUUCAUUGCCAGUUGAUGCGUCGCUUUUAGUGCAAAAUACAGAGAGACAUACCUGGUGCUGAUUGGCUGAAGACAGUUUCAUACUUUCUAUGUCCACAAGUACACGAGAGCCCACUUGACAAUUUUGUCAUCUCCCCGAAUCUGCAAAAUUUGGUUUGGACGCCUACUGUGCAUGUAUGGAACUGAGUCCUUCAAGCAAACUAGAAAGUAGUAUGACAACAACUACAACAGAGUGUAGUCAAGGAUUCAGUUAGCGUAAUGUGAACUCAUUUACGCUGACUGUAACAGAUAUUGAUUUAUCCUGAACUCCAGUUUUAAGGAUGGACAUGGAAAAGCCAAGAACCUCAUGUCUACUCGUGAUUGUUUUGAAAAUGUGACACUGCAGAGGCUGGAAAUUGAGCUAAAACGUCCACCAAAUACACUCAAGUUUUGCUUUUCUUUCAUCUGUUUUAAAGAAUGAAGUAACAUCACUGCAACAGUGUCUCCUCUGAGUCUGUAAAGUGAUGAAAUUAAUCUAAACCUGCAUUCUUUCUGCCAGCCAGCAGGGGGCGACUUAUCUGACUGCAAACCAGUAUAGAUUGUAUAGAAGUCUAUGAGAAAAUUCCAACUUAAUUUAUAACCUCUGUAAACAUUUUCCAAAUGAGUUUAUGAUCUCAAUCGCUUGUUUAAAGUCCCCUUCAAUACAGCAUGAUGUUCAUUUUGGCAAAUUGUGGACUAAUUUAGAGUAAAAUAGACGAUAAAGCCCAGUACGGUUGAGGGUGAAGCUAGCUAGUGAUGGAUAAGUCACUGUCGAAUGGGUGUGCCUGGGUUCUUCCACCUCCCACUUACCACGUCCGGUUACAAAAAUCCAAAAUGGCAAUGGCUAAAUGUAAAAUGUGGGGUUUCACUAAGUAAUGUACAAACCAGUGGACAACCGUAUGCAUCUUUUGGACCUUCUGUAGAUGCAACACUGAUGCAUAACCUCAUGUAAAAUGCAAAUAUUAGUGAACUGUAGAGAUGUUCAUAGGCAGAUUUUGUCACCGUCUAACAGAAAACGAGUAGCUGUUCACCUCUGUUUCCAGUUUUUGUGCUAAGCUAAGCUAACCAGCCGCUAGCGCCCUAUUUAUCAAACAGAGACAAGAGAAGUUAGCGAUCUUCUCGUCUGAGUCUCUUCAAGAAAACAAAUGAGCAUUUUUCCCAAAGUGUCAAACAGUAAAUACUUUUAAUUUAAACAACAGUCAUUGGUUAUUUUCGUCUCCGACCAAAACGAAACACUACGUAGGAAAACUUGUUGUUCUGUCUCUUGCAUGAUGCUCGACACCCGAGACGUCAGCUGGCUGGUGGGAAACUCCGCUUUUUAAAGGAAACCAAUCAUGUUUUGCCUGGUGCAUUUCUCAGUGUGUAGGGCUGAAAUGAUAUCAAUGACUUAUUUUAACCCUGCUGUGGCUUCAGAUCAUGUUUUCCUGCUGUCGAAUGUGUGCGUCGCUGUUUCUAUCUGCUUCACUGUGACAGUUUGAACGAGAGCCGAGGAAGGAAGGUAAUGGGACGUCUGCAGCUUCAUGAUGAGGAUGAUGAUGAUGAUGAUGAUGAUGAUGAGAUGUAUUUAUUUUCAACACUGGGACCUGACACCCCACAACAUGGGCCCGAACGGAAGUAGAUUAAAAAUUGUAAUUUUAUUAGAUUUUAAUAAAUGUUAUAUGGUCAUUUUUAUUAAAAUUGACUUUUUGCCCUUAAACACUGUCAGUGUUGAAAUGUUUUUGUGAUCUGUUCAACAUAAAUCCAACCUGAGAACAUGA
Messenger RNA from Stegastes partitus (bicolor damselfish), 4770 nucleotides. RefSeq names its product elongin A (gene eloa). Gene Ontology annotation, biological process: transcription elongation by RNA polymerase II. Lineage: Eukaryota; Metazoa; Chordata; Actinopteri; Pomacentridae. The coding region runs from base 20 to 2074 and encodes 684 amino acids. The record is from RefSeq and is a predicted model, not a curated record. Gene Ontology annotation, cellular component: nucleus; elongin complex. The transcript is spliced from 12 exons. Gene Ontology annotation, molecular function: protein binding.